AUGACAAUGGGCCUUUCAGAAGGGAUAUCACCGAGUCCCGCCCCCCCCUUGCCCGUGGGGCCCCCCAGUGGGGCGCCGAUGGAUGAGGAGGGCCAGCCAGGGCCCUCGGGAGGCCCUCCACGGACACCCCGUGAUGAGGACACGUGCAGCGAGGCCAGCUCAAUGUCAACAGACGAGUUGAUGUCGCCUGCUGAAAAGCUGCAAGCGGCCAUAAAUCUUAAGGACGAAGGCAAUGCUCUGUUCAAGGAAGGCCAAUAUGAGCAAGCUUUGGAGAGGUACAAGGCAGGAGUGAAGCACGUGAAGGGUUCGCAGGAUUCUGACGCCAUUGCGGUGUCUGUACAGCUCAGCAGCAACAGUUGCAUGUGUUGUUUGAAGCUUGAACGAUGGCAGCAGGCGAUAACGGCGGCUAACCAGGUCCUUGCCACGGAGCCGAAGAACCCAAAGGCGCUGUACAGGCGAGCUGUGGCCAAGAGCAACUUGGGGGAACUCAGCGACGCCAAAGACGAUCUGAUGGCAGUAAUUGCCAUUGACAAGGCGAAUGCCGAGGCAAGAAAGGAACUGCAGAAAAUCAGAGAAAAAAUACAGGCAGCAAAGGCAGAAGACAAGAAGGCCUACAGCGGGUUGUUCAGCCGGGCUAGCGGACUGUAUGACGACCGCGAGGAGGCGAGAGAGAGGAGGAAGAAAGAAGAAGAAGCAGAGAGAGCCAGGAAGAGAGCAGAGUGGGAGAAAGACAUGGCGGCAAGAAAAGGCAUGCAUUCCUUGAUGCUUUAA
Messenger RNA from Eimeria necatrix, 771 nucleotides. RefSeq lists its product as hypothetical. Bases 1 to 771 code for a protein of 256 amino acids. The transcript is spliced from 5 exons. The record is from RefSeq and is a predicted model, not a curated record. NCBI's taxonomy places the organism in Eukaryota, Apicomplexa, Conoidasida, Eucoccidiorida, Eimeriidae. Gene Ontology annotation, molecular function: protein binding.